CAUUCAUCGAAUGUAAAUAUACAGCAGUCGUGUGGAUUUGGAUGGAUUUAUCAGGAACUUAAUAUUUAAGAAACCGCAAUUUCUAGUUAGCGGCAAAGUAUUUGAAUUUAUCUGUGUGAGAGGCUCGGGCCGUCGGCCGCUUAGAGAGUGAACGAGAAUAAAGAAUAGUCAAUUAUAUACAUUAAAGGAGGAGGAUGAGCAUGAAUACCAUGAGCACCACCGCCACCGCUACAACCACCAAUCCCACAACUGUUGCUAGAACGCCGGUAAAGCUGUACGAUGUUACGGCGCGUGUAUUUAAUGCAAUGCAAACGCUGGACAUCACAUCACUGGCAAGCUAUCCGCAGUCCGAGAUACGGCCGGUGUUGCCCUCGUUAGUGCGAAUGAGUCUACUCUCACCGUUGGACAAUACCACCUCCUCAAUGGAAUCUCGCAAGAAGAUACUUGCCGUCCUCAUUGGCAUCGAGGUUGUCAAUAGCAUUGUGUCCUAUCUACAGGUCAAUUACCAUGAGCUGGAGAACGAACUAAAGAAGGAACUGCAGUCACGUCAGAAGUCUGCAUAUUUUGAGGGCCAACAACCUUCCGAGUACGGUCUCCAGUCGGGCAUAGCAUUGGGCUUUGAGCGUUCCGAUGUUGCCAGAAAGGUGCGUGUUGUGCUCUCCGAAAUAUUCAAUCUCCAGCAACAGGUGACGGAACAGAAGCCACCAACUCACUUGGAAAUCCUGGACGAUGGAAUAUAUCUAGAGGAAGUUGUGGAUAUAUUGUGCAUUGCUCUGGCUGAGCUGCCAUCGCUUUUGAAUAUUCUGGAGCUGACUGAUGCCUUAGUUCAUGUGCCCAAUGGUCAUAGGAUUAUUUGUGCCUUGGUGGCAAACUUUCCAGAUUGCUAUCGCGAUGUCGUCUCACAUAUUAUAGCCAAUUGUGAUGAGGAGGGUAGCGAUGGCAAGCAUCGGCUAACUCUACUGAUGGCCCUAAGCGAGAUGAAUCCCUCCCAAGCCUUAGCUAAUCGUUCCAUGUGCGUUGACAUGAUGAAGGUACCAUCGUUUAUGCUUAAACUGACGCUCAAACAUCCCGAGGAUUUGAUUGCAUUUCUCACUGGCCUUCUGCUGGGCAAUGACCAGAACCUGCGCUCCUGGUUUGCUGUAUACAUACGCUCAAGUCAGAAACGUAAGGGUGAUGCCUUAAAUUUGGUUCGUGUCGAACUGCUGCAAAAGAUAAUACAGAUAACUAGCAAAGCGUCCGAGUUGAAGGACUUUAAUCUCCAAGGAGCAGUGCUGUUGCGUCUAUACUGCGCUUUACGGGGCAUUGGUGGCCUUAAAUUCAAUGACGACGAGAUCAAUGCUUUGUCCCAGUUAGUAACCAGCUGUCCUAAGCCAACGCCCUCUGGCGUGAGAUUUGUUACUCUGGCCCUAUGCAUGCUAGUUGCCUGCCCUUCGCUAGUGUCCACCGUGCCGUUGGAGAACAAGGCUGUCGAAUGGUUACAAUGGCUUAUACGUGAGGAUGCCUUUUUCUGUAAACGUUCAGGGACAAGUACCUCGCUGGGUGAAAUGCUCUUGCUGUUGGCCAUCCAUUUUCAUAGCAAUCAAAUAACAGCAAUCAGUGAGAUGGUCUGCUCUACUUUGGCCAUGAAGAUACCCAUACGGCCGAAUAGCACAAACAGAAUUAAGCAAUUAUUUACCCAGGAUCUUUUCACAGAGCAGGUGGUGGCCCUGCAUGCUGUGCGAGUGCCUGUAACGCCAAAUCUUAAUGGCACCAUACCUGGUUACCUGCCUGUACACUGUAUCCAUCAACUACUGAAAUCGCGAACCUUUCUUAAGCACAAGGUGCCCAUUAAAUCAUGGAUCUUCAAGCAGAUUUGCAGCUCAGUGCGGCCUGUGCAUCCCGUCAUGCCAGCUCUGGUGGAGGUGUUUGUCAACACUUUGAUUAUACCGAAUCCCACGGGCAAAGUUAACAUCGAUCACAUGCAUAGACCCUUUACUGAGAUAGAGAUUUUGCAUGUAUUCCGCACCUCACAGUUGACUUUCUUUGCCGAAGAUCUGCCGCCCAUGACGGAAAGCGAAGAGUUAGCACAAAUCGAGGUCAGCUGUCCACUGACAGCUCAGCUUUUAAUGAUAUAUUACUUGAUGCUCUAUGAGGACACACGACUGAUGAACUUGAGUGCUCUAGGCGGACGCAAACAAAAGGAGUAUUCCAAUAAUUUUAUGGGCGGAUUGCCUCUGAAAUAUCUAUUACAGAAAGCCCAUCAGUACCACAAUGAUUAUUUGUCCCUGUUUCAUCCUCUCCUGCGACUGAUUAUCUCGAACUAUCCGCAUUUGAGUAUGGUAGAUGAUUGGCUGGAGGAGCAUUAUCUGGUCAAUGGCUGUGGCGGCCCCAGUAGUCAGCUGGAAAUGACGAAUGUGGAUCUGAAGCCAGAAUUUCUGUCGCGUGCCCUGGACACUGUCAAGACAAAGCCACAUCUGGCCAUACGUGUAUUUAAGCAGCUAUUACAACUACCACCUGAGGCCUUGGCCAAAUAUGCUCAACAGCUGGUGCAGCACUUGCCGUUGAUCUUUGAGAGAUCAGUGCCGCGGUAUAUUAAGGAUCUAUACAAUGAUCUAUGGCUACGAUUGAAUUCCGUAUUACCGACGACUUUGUGGAUUAUGUCCUUGAGGGCAAUUACCAAGACAACGGACUCUAUUAGUAGGCGAACGUUUGCCAACGAGAGUCUAUUGGAGCCCAUGGAAGUGCUGAGCUGCCCAACGCAUGUAUUUUGUUCGCCCUAUCUACUAAUGAUACUGCUGCGCAUUCUAAAGGGUAGCCUGGCGGCAUCCAAAACCUGUUUAAAUGUUCAUAUGCAACAAAAGCAGGUGCUGGACAAGAAUGGCCUCGUUCAGACCGAUGCCGAUCGUGAAGAAUUAAAGACUACUCUAAUUGCAUCACAGGAGAGUGCGGCUGUUCAUAUACUGCUAGAGGUUUUGGAAUAUAUGUCGAAUGCAGCUGAUGAUCGUGUGUCGCAAUUGGAAAUGCGUGAAAUUCAAGGCAUUAUCGGUACAUAUGUGCAUCAGGCGUUCAUUUCAGAACCAUCAUUGGCAAAACUGGUGCAUUUCCAGACGUAUCCAAAGUCUGUGAUACCCAUGAUUGUAGCCAGUGUGCCAUCGAUGCAUAUUUGCAUUGAUUUCGUUCACGAAUUCCUCAAUGUGACCGAAAUGGAUAAGCAGAUUUUCACCAUAGAGCUAACCUCGCAUCUGGUGCUCAAUUACUCUAUACCAAAGAGUCUGGGAGUGUCCAAGUUCUGUCUGAAUGUCAUUCAGACGACAUUGUCGCUGCUUACCUCAUCUGCCAAGUGUAAAUUUCUACGUAACGUAUUGCCAGCAAUGGUACGAUUCGCAGAGACAUUUCCCAUACUGGCCGACGAUUGCGUCAAUAUUCUAAUGACCACUGGUCGGAGUCUGCAUUCGCAGUCAUCGCUGGGCGUGACCACCAUGCAAAUGCCUCUAACGGAAAGCGCUAAAUUAUGUUCGUAUCGAGAUGCCCAGCUACAUAUCGUUAUGAUAGAGGAUGCUUUUAAAGCUCUCGUAUCGGCUGUAAUGCAAAAAUCCGAAUUGUAUUGAUAGAGAUCCUCCGACUAUAUAGAUAUAUAAUUCACCUUGUACCUCCUCCAACCACCUCAAACCACCUUCAUCUCUGUUCCACAACCAACCCCCCUUUUGAAUCCCUGACGUGAACUCGUAAUUGUAUUAUGUGUAAAAUAAAUGAUUAAUGAAUUUUGUACAACA
Drosophila willistoni is the source of this 3752-nucleotide messenger RNA. RefSeq names its product integrator complex subunit 2 (gene IntS2). The coding region runs from base 195 to 3587 and encodes 1130 amino acids. Gene Ontology annotation, cellular component: integrator complex. NCBI's taxonomy places the organism in Eukaryota, Metazoa, Arthropoda, Insecta, Diptera, Drosophilidae. The transcript has 3 exons. Gene Ontology annotation, biological process: snRNA 3'-end processing. The record is from RefSeq and is a predicted model, not a curated record.